AAAUGUGAAUUUUAUUUUCUUGUAUUUUAAGCGAUUAAGAAGAUUGUCUACCAAAUAUAGGACAGAAAAGAUAUAUCCCACAGCCACUGGAGAAAAAGAAGAGAAUGUUAAGAAGAACAGAUAUAAGGACAUACUGCCAUUUGAUCACAGCAGAGUUAAGUUGACUUUAAAGACUCCUUCUCAAGAUUCAGACUAUAUCAAUGCAAAUUUUAUUAAGGGUGUCUAUGGGCCGAAAGCGUAUGUGGCAACCCAAGGACCUUUAGCAAAUACAGUAAUAGAUUUUUGGAGGAUGAUAUGGGAGUACAAUGUUGUAAUUAUUGUAAUGGCUUGCCGGGAAUUCGAGAUGGGCAGGAAAAAAUGUGAGCGCUAUUGGCCUUUGUAUGGGGAAGACCCUAUAACGUUUGCACCAUUUAAAAUUUCUUGUGAAGAUGAGCAGGCAAGACCAGAUUACUUCAUUAGGACACUGUUACUUGAAUUUCAAAAUGAAUCUCGUAGGCUGUAUCAGUUUCAUUAUGUGAACUGGCCUGACCAUGAUGUCCCUUCAUCAUUUGACUCCAUCCUGGAUAUGAUAAGCUUAAUGAGGAAGUACCAAGAGCACGAAGACGUGCCAAUUUGUAUUCACUGCAGUGCAGGCUGUGGAAGAACAGGUGCCAUUUGUGCGAUCGAUUAUACCUGGAAUUUACUAAAAGCUGGGAAAAUACCAGAGGAAUUUAAUGUAUUUAAUUUAAUACAAGAAAUGAGAACACAAAGGCAUUCUGCAGUUCAAACAAAGGAGCAAUAUGAACUUGUUCAUAGAGCUAUUGCACAACUGUUUGAAAAACAACUACAAUUGUAUGAAAUUCAUGGAACCCAGAAGAUUACUGGUGAAGGGAAUGAAAUUACCACUGAAAAUAUGGUCAGCUUGGCAGAUGCUGAAAAGCAAGAUUCUCCUCCUCCAAAACCCCCGCGGACCCGCAGUUGCCUUGUGGAAGGAGAUGCUAAGGAAGAAAUACUGCAGCCUCCAGAGCCCCACCCUGUGCCGCCCAUCCUCACGCCCUCUCCACCGUCAGCUUUCCCCACCGUCACCACCGUGUGGCAGGACAACGACAGGUACCACCCGAAGCCGGUGUUGCACGUGGUGUCAUCAGAGCAGCAUUCAGCAGACCUCAACAGGAACUACAAUAAAUCAGCAGACCUGCCAGGGAAAACUGAAUCACCUGUUGAACAGAUAGAUAAAAAAUUGGAACGAAAUUUAAGUUUUGAAAUUAAGAAGGUGCCUCUCCAAGAGGGACCAAAAAGUUUUGAUGGGAACACACUCUUGAACAGGGGACAUGCAAUUAAAAUCAAAUCUGCUCCGCCUUGUACAGCUGAUAAAGGCUCUAAGUCUCCGGAGCUAAGUGCAGGGGAUGCAAAGGCUGAUGCGUCCUCUCCGAAUUCCUGUGCGGACUGUGGCGCCCCGCCACUGGGUGAUGCUCCCUCGCCUCUGCCAGAGGAGGCCCGGCCGCACGCACACACGCCCCCGAGGCCAGACCACCUGGCCCUGGACAGGAAGGGACACGCGGCGUGGUCGUUCCAUGGCCCCGAGAACGCCGCCCCUGUCCCCAACACCUCUGAGGACACUUCCCCAGCUAGCCACUGUCCAGCCCUGAAAACUGUGAGCUCAACCCCCAGCCCCGCCACGCCGGGCGAAGCCCGGGAUCCCAAGCAGCAGCCCAACGGGUCGCCUCACUUCCGAGCACCCUUGAGUUUCAUGAACCCUCUUCAUUCUGAUGACUCGGACUCCGAUGACAGGAACUCUGAUGGUGCUGGGACCAAGACUAAAACUAGCAUUUCAACAGCAAGUGCCACAGUCUCUGCUGCCACCAGCACUGAGAGCGUUUCCACCAGGAAGGUGCUGCCCAUGUCCAUCGCCAGGCACGGUGCCGGGGGAGCGCUGCGCCCCGGUGCUGACGGAGAUACUGAUGUUAGUGAAGAUUCACCUCCUCCCCUACCUGAAAGAACUCCUGAAUCUUUUGUACUAGCAAGUGAACACAAUGUAUCUAUAGGAUCUGAAUGGCGUGAACUUCACAGUCAGGAACAGUCUGAACAAAGACAGUAUGAAGGCUUGAUAACCCCUGCAAGUGAAAAAUGUGAUCAUCCAGCAGCAGGUCUCCCAGAGACUUGUAUCGAAUCUCCACUUCCUGUAAGUGACGAGAAGGAUCAGAUAGCAGAAAAUCCUGUGGAAGGCACAGAUAUUGGGUUUGGUAAUCGCUGUGGAAAACCCAAAGGACCAAGAGAUCCACCUUCAGAAUGGACAUGAUUCAGGGAGCUAGGAGACUUUCAGUCAUACUGGAAAAUUCAAGUGCCACUGAAUGCGAGAUUUAUAGUAUUCCAUCUUUAAAAUGUGGGACUAACAGCAGUGUAGAUUGUUACCUUAAUCUUUUUCUUUUUUUUUUUUUUUCCUUUCUGGGACCAUCUACCUGCCUUAUACUACACACACACUUAGGAAAAAGUGUUACAUACGGUUUAUUUUGUAAUUUCAAGUAUUAUUGCCUUAAUGUCUCUUAACCCUGUUACACGCUGCUUGUAGACCUGUUAAUACAGUAAUAAUUUUACGAUAAAAUUGAGUUUAAGGACUACUUUUUUGCUGUUUUAUCAUGUAUGCAUUAUUUUGUAUAUGUACAGGGCAAGUAGGUAUAUAAUUUGAUAAAGUUGCAGUCAUAAAAUAAUAUUAACAGAAGAUGUAAGAAAUUUCUGCAUGAUCUAAAUCUUUGUGUACCUUAUUUGUAAAUUAUUUGCCCUGAAGUUUUAGAAAAUAGUUUUGAAUUUUAAAAUUGCUGGAUUCAUGCAGCCAGCAUUGCAGCUUACCAGAGAUCAAAGAUUGUAAUAAUAAUACAUUUUGUAAAUUGUAAGCAAAAAGUUAUUUUUAUAUUAUAUACCGUCUAAUUGUUCAUCCUAAUUGUCCUUGUUUUCAUCUAGUCAUGGAGAUUCAGUAAGUGCCUUGGAACAAUAUUGAAUUCUCUUAGCUCCUGUGUGUUACUUUAAUAUUUGAACUCAACUGGGAUUAGAAGACUAUCAGAAUAUGUGUAUGUUUCAGAAUACUUGACCUGCCAUUAAAAAACAAAAACAAUUUUACAGUG
Messenger RNA from Chinchilla lanigera (long-tailed chinchilla), 3098 nucleotides. RefSeq names its product protein tyrosine phosphatase, non-receptor type 12 (gene Ptpn12). The record is from RefSeq and is a predicted model, not a curated record. NCBI's taxonomy places the organism in Eukaryota, Metazoa, Chordata, Mammalia, Rodentia, Chinchillidae. Gene Ontology annotation, biological process: peptidyl-tyrosine dephosphorylation. The coding region runs from base 290 to 2278 and encodes 662 amino acids. Gene Ontology annotation, molecular function: non-membrane spanning protein tyrosine phosphatase activity. Gene Ontology annotation, cellular component: cytoplasm; nucleus. The transcript has 17 exons.